Molecule: messenger RNA, 7694 nt
Organism: Anarrhichthys ocellatus (wolf-eel)
Lineage: Eukaryota; Metazoa; Chordata; Actinopteri; Perciformes; Anarhichadidae
Product: proteoglycan 4
Exons: 5
Coding region: 44-5797 (1917 amino acids)
Source: RefSeq, a predicted model, not a curated record
AUCUCAGACCAUUUUCAAUUUCAGGAAUAGUGGCCAUGCUCAUAUGGAUGACAUAAAUGAGAAUUUUGUGGCUCAAGCAUUAUGUGUUUAUCUGGUCAUUAUGACAAUGCUGCUGCUUUGUACCAUCUGGUACCCGUCUACAUUCACUCUACAGACAGCCCCUCUGGCUGCAGAAGAGACGACGCCUUGUGUUCCUACAAAGUUAGUAUUUUGGAUGGCGUGGGGCCAGUGUAAAAGUCUACAGUGUCCUACAGACAUUUUCACAAUACAUGUUAGUGAGACAAUAGUGGACAUUAUUUGGGUUUUCAUUAUAUUUGCAGUGAGAGGACUGUCAAAGUCUAAAGUAGACUUUCUACAACAGCAGUUUGGGAUGAUUGCUGCUGAUAAUUAUGUUGAACUGAAUCAAUCUGGUUUAGUCAGUCUCACUAAAACGCGUCUAAACACUUCAACAGGCAUUGGUUUGAGCUUUAAAGGGGCUAUAAAUACACAUUGUUUAGAGAUUUUGUCACACAAUUGUAUUUCAUUUCCUGUCCUCUGUUUUAUGUCCAUAGACUUUGAGCCUACAGCAGUGUCUGACUGGUCAUUUGAUGAAAAUUGUCUUUUCUGUUGUUUGAGACGAGACAAAGUAAAGGAACACUUAAUUGGCUUAAACAACGAGGAGCUUGAAGAUGCACCCAAACCUCUCCUAGUUAAAGAUCUCGCCUCAAUAAGCAGACUAGAGAAACAAGCCGAGGAGUUUCUCAAUGCAGUCCUCAGCAGAAAAGAUGUGCCAAAUUUCUCUGACCCACACAUUCCAGUAGUGGCUCGAGAGAUCCUUCACAGAAUGAUCCGACAGUUCGCUGCCGAAUAUACCUCAAAAACCAGCCCCCCUCAGGACAGUGGCUCUGAUUCCCCGCCUUGCUUUGACCAAAGCCUGCAGACCCCGCCCUUGCUCUCAGGGGCUGCUCCCUCUACCAGCCCUGCCAGGCCUGCACACAACCAGAACCCCGUCCUCAGCAAGCUCCUCAUGGCCGACCAGGAUGCUCCCCUUGACCUCACCAUCAAGAGGCCCCUGGCUGUGCCUCGUGAACAAGAUGGAGUUCUUGAUUUGUCUAUCAAAAAGAGUCGCUGUAGCAGCAGCAGCAGCCUGCCUGUUCGUAGUCCCUGCCUUUCUCCAGCCACAACCACACUCAAAGGUGAGCCUCACGACUUGCCUAUUGCAAAGGCAAAAGACCUGCAGUCCACCUCCACGCUGGAACAGUUCAUGGCCAAACUCUGUCCCCACCAUCAAAGACAGAUAGUAGAUGCCAUAGGCUUUCUACAGACGGAGGUCAAAGCACUGGCAUCUUCCAAUACGCAGCAAGCCUCUAAAUCUACCUCUGGAAUCCAGGUAACUGCUUGUUCUACUGCAAAAUCCAGUGCAGUCACCCCUGAGAAGUCAUGCCCUGAGCUAAGGUUUCCCAGGGCAUCAACUCCCAAGUCAGAGGUCCAGGAUAUGUCCCAUUCUGUCCCAAGCAGCUGUGCGAUGAAAAAAGUUCCAGAGAAUGCUGUUUCGCUGAAAACAUCUGCAGGCCCUGCGUUGGAUCUUCGCAGCCCUGGGUCCGGGAGUAACCAAGCUUUGGUCACUCCCACUGCUAAUCCAAUGGAGGCAGAGAACAACCGUAAUGGUGAUCAUGCCCCUCUGAAGAUGAAAAUCAUGACCAGCAACGUUGGUAAGAAGUUGUCAUGUGUGCUCAACACCUCGCUUUCAUCUCACUCUGACACUUUGGAGGACAGACAGGGUAACUCAAAUUCAUCACACAGAACAGAGACUCAUGGUGCCAGACUCAGCUCUGCUGUGAAAAGACACAAUCAGACUAGUCACACACAUCAAGCAAGGCAGAGAGAGGCUCUAGGGCAUGCCAAAGAUAAACCAGCAAACCUGUUUUCAGUCCACAUGACCAUUCCUUCAGACUCUCCGCGGACUGCAAGGAAGACCAUCAAGUCAUCGUCUGAUCAUCGGAGCAGGGACUCGGCUUGUAGGGGAAUAGCUGACCCUGAUCUUGGCCACUGUGAUAUUGUUUUUAUUAACAAACCAAUUACAGAGUGUUUUAAGGAACAGCGGCGCGGCAUGCGUCCACGCCGCAAUGCCAGGAAAAGCACCAGAGGACAUAUGUAUUCAGAUGAAAUCUGGGAGUUAAAAACUGUCCGUACAUUGGCUGGGAGGGGCAACUGUCCGAAUCCAAUGCCAGAGCUUAUCACAUUGGUCACCCCAAAGCAAGUGCUUUCAAAGCCCGAGGGUGUACCACCUGUGGAUAUGCCUUUUGCUGGAGCGUGCCGGGAGGCAAUGAAUCAACAAAUGUCCACAGAAGAGUCUGAUGAGAGUGUGAUACCAGGAACAGGAGAUAUGGUGGAGGUAGCAGCCAGUGAAGUAGACAUUCUAGUUGAAACUAGUCAGACCGGUCAGUGUCAGAGCAAGGGCCAGUCUGCUCCUUCGUCUCCGGUAAGGCCUCCAAGAGAAAACCAAGAAACAGAUGAGAGCCCAGAUGUAGAACAGAAUACAAGUGGAGAUUCGGGGACAACAGCAGAAAGUGAAGAAAGUGUGGCUCGGGCUCCAUUUGAAGCAGAAAAGGAGAACAAGCCCGAGCUUCAAGAGGACAUCGGUGAAAGUAACGACCAAAUAGUCCCAGAAACCGUAGUGGAACCAUUAGAGGAAGAUUCCAUAGAAGAAGAUGAGCCCGAGCUUUCACUAGAAGAAGUGCACAACAGUGAGCCUGUUCUCCAUCAAAAUAGAGCCCCAUCACUGGUGGCUCAAGUUGAGGAAGAAAUAGAGGAAAACAAUAGGGAGGAAGUACAAGUAGAGCAACUGCAGGAACUUCCACCAAAGUCAAAGAUGCACUUCAACAACUUUGAAGUCGCAGUUGAGUGCAACACCACAGGUUCGGCAGAGGAGCCAAUGGUGAAAGAGACGGAAAUGAAAACAUCCGAAGCAGUUGACGGUGUUGUACCUUUAGAGCAUGAAGGUGAGAAUGACGAUGACGUGUCCUCAAAGACACUCGACUCACUCUUGAAGGAAUUACCCCCCUGGCGUAGAAAAAGAGGAGCUGUAGUUUCGCUGCCAAAGCGGUUAAGAAAAACGGAAGCAGUGGUAGUGGGGUUUGUCAAUGGUCGACCCAUAUCGGCAUCCGACAGAAGUCUGCGUCGUAGAUCAAAUAACAGCACCACGUCGCCUAAGAAAACCCCAGUGAAAUCUAGUCGGAAUGUCCCCAAGACUUCUGUUGAUCCAGCUGUACCUGAAGCAGACAGAGCUGUAAAAUCGACUGAGACUACUCCUGAGAUUCAGCAGGUGAAAGAACCAUCCUCUGCCAUACCAUCUAGCCCAAAAUCUAAAUUUCCCUCAAAGACCAAACAAAUUCGGAAACAAAAGAAAGUUCAGAGAGAUCAGGAGAGUCUGCUUGUCCUCUCCGAUCAGCGGCAACUUAGAUCUGGAACUCCUUUAUCACCUCCCAAAUCAAAUGCUGUCCCUUCCAUUUUACCUCCGAAACCUACUGCUACCCAGGCUCCUCCAUCUACAGAGCACCUCCCCUUUCCUUCUUCACUUCCUGUUGCUUCUCCUCCAAUCAGGUCAUCUUCCCCUGCAGCCUCUGAAAAGUCCCAACAGGAAGCAGUCCCAGAGACAACUGCAGAAUUAAACAUUGAAAAGAAUCAGCCAGUAGAGACGACCUUUGAAGAAACGCAAGAAAGCAAAGUAGAAAAUAGAUCGAAGCUCCAGUCUACACAGAUGGUAGUAGAUGACAGUAACAAUGAGCAACUUAACAGUGAGUUAUCAAGUCCUUUGGAAAAUCAAAGUCCUGUAAAGACUGAAAUGCAAACAGAGAUUAUGCCAUUAAGAAGUAAGCGGGUUCUCCGAAAGGAGGCAGAAGCAAGUGAUGUUGCUUUGUUGCAGAAGCCAAAUGUAGCAUCUUUAGAAGGCCGGUCUGCAAGUGGAGAUGAAAGCAGUUCUUCCGUGUCAGAAAAACCCAAAAGAAUGCCAUUAAGAAGUGAGAGCAGUAAGGUUGAAGUGUCCCCCCAGCCUGUCACUCAGUCGUCACCAGUGAACAACAAGAAAUUGGCUUUGAGAUCACAAAGACUGGCUGUAGCCUCUACCAGUGCUCUUACUGCAGAUGAGAGACCGAGUGACGUACCUUCCCCGAUCAGAAUAAUCAAAGCUCAGGUGAAGCCUCUUCCGGUGUCUGUUGCAGCUGUGUUGCCCCAUAGCUCAGCCAUCCCUGUCAUUGCACCACGACCCGAGCCCCCAAAACAAACAAACAAAUUCUUUGAGGCUCUGACUGGAGAAGAGAACCAACACCUAAUUACAAAUCUGAACGUUAAGUAUGAUAAAAUGCAAAAAGGCUGGGUGCAUACGGACAAAGAGGGUCAGCCAGCAACAAAAUACAAAAACAAAGCCGACAGACAGGCGGCUAUAUGGAAAAGUAAACGCAGGGCCCGGAAAUCAAAGUCUUCAGACCACCAGAAAUACUCACCGGUCCAAAUGCUCUUCAUGAAAGGUUUUAAUCUCAGCAGUAUUUGUCGCUGGUUCCUUGAAACAACAGAAACAAAGUCCCUUGUCAUCGUCAAGAAGGUGAAUACACGUCUUCCGUCAGAAACUCAGCUGUGCUUCCACAGCUCAUCGAGUGCUUCAGGGACCUCUCAGGGGGUAUUUCCAAGCCUACAGGCAGAGCGCUUGAAGAAACAUUUGAAAAAGUUUGCCAUUGCCUCUCCUGUGAAGAGCAACCCUAAGAGUCAGAAACUGAUUGCUAAAGCACUGGAGCAAGAAGCCAACGCAGUCAAAGGAAGAGAGAGAGGAGAGCUCCCCAGUACUACUCGGACUUUGACUAAGUCUGCCAAAGCCUGUGGACAAACCGCUGAAUCACAGAAAUCCUCUGGUAAAUCAAAGAAUCCAGCCAGUGCAAGGAUCUUGAGGAAAUACUCAAACAUCCGAGAGAAGAUGCAGGUUCAGCAAACCAAUGUUAGACUCAAGGAGGCCUCAAAAACUUUAAAAACCAACAAUAUGAAAAGACUGGCCGCCAAAAAUUCUGCCGCCAAGUCAAGUCUGAAACCAUCUCUCAAGGCAAAGAAAUCCCCCCUACCGGCUGGCAAACAAAUGAAAGCAUCUGCCGCAAAAAUGGGAAGAAGGAAAACAUUGGCUGGCAAAAAAACUACAAAGCCUCCUGUUCAACAGAGGACAGUCAAGGCUCCGAGCAGCAGUAGAGCUUCAAGAGAUGCAACUAAAAACGAUGAAUUGCCAAAGAGAUGUUCUCAACGACUAGGGUCUCCUAAAACAUCUGAACACAACCCCGUUGACACACCUAAAAGCAAGGUUGACAAUAAGAAGCAAAUCGAAGCAGAGAAAAUAGAGGUGGAAAAACCCGCCUUGAACAAAGUGAGUGCUGCAAAAAUCCAAACAAAGGAAUCCUCCCCAAGUGCUGUCCCUAAAGUCAAAGGUACAGAGAACGCCGUUGAAACCCAACAGCAGAGUGCGGACGUCAAGUCUCCGACCUCACCUGACCAGGUACUGACAAGAUCCCAGAGGAAAAUCGAGGUGGCGGGCUCUUUGAGUGGAAGCCCCAGACAUGCUUCAAAGAGGGCCACAAAGUCCACGAAGACACAAAGUCCAUCUCCUAAACGAGUCAGGAAAAGUGAGGAGCCCACGCCGACGAGACGAGGGGCCGUAAAGCUUCCCGCGAAGAAAAGGCAAGCCGCCGCGACGCCACGCAGCGCGGCUAAAUCGGCAACCAAGAGAGCUCGGGCGCUUCUGCAGACCCCAGCUAAACGCACCAGGACAUCGCUCUCCAAAUGAAAUGCACACGCAGAGAGAGAGAGAGGGAGAGAGAGAUCAUCUUUAGUAAGAGGAUUUUGUCUUCCUUUAUCUGGAAUAUACUCAGAAGGACCAGAAGUUUCUAUUUUCUACUCUUCAGAUGGCACCUUUUUCAGUAGGCAAAUAUGUGAAGCAGGAAGAGACGUCUGCUUUUGUAAAGCUUCAGUGUGAAAAUAGAAAUGUGAUGGAUUAUUUGCCGAGUGUUCGGGGACUACAGACGAGUUCCUGUGUGAUGUCUAGCAGGUGUAGUUUCUAUUUCAGCACUCUGCGACACGGCUGGAGAUAAUGGCCCAUCAAACCUCAUUUUAGAAGUUGGAAUAACAACAUUCACUCACCAUUCGGUUUCAAAUCUUUUUUUUUUUUUUUUUUUUUUGUUGUAUAUAAUUUUAGUUUUUGAUGAUCGCAUGCACAGCAGUGUUCAGAGAGCUUGCUGUGAAGAAGGCAGAUCAGCUUUUCAAUACCAUCUUUACUUCCAGAAGUAGGUAACGUGUAUCUCCAGCCUGUCUUCCAAUCACAAGUGUGAAUAUGUGGCUAUUGUGACCCGGUGCCUUAUUUAUGAAGUGUAAAGUAAUAGAAUGUGUUGCUAAGUGUGAAAACUCCCGUCCUUCAGUUACAACAGCUUUCUAAUCCCGGAGCGGUCGUCACCAUUCACCUGCUUCACUGAGUGUGUGUGUGUACAGUGUUCCGUUCCCCACAACAUGUUCCUCGAGUGUCAUCUGUAAAUUCUUAUCUCGAUUGAGGCAUUCAAACUUUCUGAUUUGGUCUGACCUGCCAGGUUUAUUUUUAUAUCCUCAUUUUGCCAGAGCAUUAACUUAAUAUUGUUCUCACUGUAGUUGUUCUAGAUGUUAAAGCAAAUGCGAGUCUGACUUGCUAAAAACAGACCGGUGUGAUCUGGAUGUGUCAUGACGAAUGUUUGUAUUUUUUUAUUUUUUCCAUGUUGUUUUGGGUCGUUUUCAUCACUGUGUACCUCUGCAGUCACUUCUGACCAUUGCACCCAUUGUUAUCUGCUCGUAAUAGUGACGUCACUUUGAGUAUUUUACCUGCAUCUUGCAUGUGUUACGGUCUUGCUGAUGUGGAGACAAUUUUAGCAACUCUUGCAUUAGAGCGGUUGCCUUUCUACAACUGAAACACAAAACUAUAUUUAUGCCCCUGAGCUUUAAAAUUACUAACCUCAUUUAAUAACGUGUAUGCACAUUUAGUGCCCAUUAAAAUGCUGUAGUGACAAACUAUCUGAGAUGACCGAGAUACCGGUUUGUGUAUCACUGCGCAACAUGAUUUCAUAAAAAGGCCUGAACAGUAUGUAUAUUUGGUUGGUUAAUAUGAACAAUGUUUAUGGCCGCUUGAGCAUUAAUGGCAGAUUACAGGGUGAUGAAUGCCUUCCCUAAUUAUACAUGAGUUGGAUAUGAUAUUUUUGGGGUAGUCUAGUCACACUUCUGAGUUGUGAAUUCAAGUGUGUUGAAGUUUUAUGUUAUUAUUUGUUUUAUUAUUGUCCGGCAGAUGUUCUCAUAUUGUGAAGUUCCUUAACUUCCAGUAGUAAAUUUCAUUAGUGUGUUGUCAAUUGUCAUUUUUAGCACAGUGUUAUUUUUUUAUUAUGUUCAUUUCUCUUAGAGGGUAAAUCAUCUGUAAAUGCAAAACAUGUCUGCCAUGUUUUUAUUGUUAUUUAAGAACUCCAUGUAGGCGAAUGGAUUUAGCAAAUCUAAAGCAGCCCAACAAAUCAGACUUGAACAUGUUUAUUCUUUGCAGUUGCUAUUUAAAGAUUUUGGGUUUGUAUAUUAGAAAGAAAUAACUGCUUUAUUUGUGGUAAUCCCAAGAAUGAUGCAUCUUUAUGUUAAGAACUUUGUAUUUUUGCUGGAGUUGAUAUAAAGAUGUUGGAAUUUUA